AUGGGGCAAUUUCACAGGAUUAUGUUACAUUGGGAACAAACAGCAAGACGAGAAAGGACCAAAACAGGAGAUGUAUACGCCGCAAACAAGAUUGAGGAUCUGAAAUCGUACAACUACGAGGAGGAAGAUGAAAGCAUAUCUAGGUGGCAGAAGAUGGGAAAGAAAGGCGGUAGCAUCCAUCUAUGGACCACACAAGCAGCGAAGAUCAUUUGCAGAAAUCUGGAAGUCUGGUACCAAAAUCUGACCCUUAGCGAAGAGGCUGAAUCCGAAUGGGAGGAGACAAAAUGUAGGGGAGACAACUUAGGAGUGGAGGGAUCCAGAGGAACUACCGUCGCAUGCCCUAUAGAUCCAAGGCACAACUAUUGGACAACACUGAGAUUAGGGAAGAGUUUGAACGGCGCCAAAGAAGAGCACAGGAGUAUGAUGAUAUGCAUGGAUUUGAUAGCAAUCCUUCUCACCGUUUAUAAUAAUCUAAGUAGAUGUAAAGGAGAAGAACUAUGCUACAAUGAAACCGAAGUAUGUAGAGCUCUUUAUCAAUGGUACGAAGAGUGGGGAGGACAACAAGUGGCAAAAGAAGUUAUGCAGUUCCUUUUCCAGAAUGAACAGAAUAAGAUGAAGUUGGGAAACAGAAAUAUAACGACAAACGGCACAGUCUCACAAUUUUGGGCAAAAGUCACAGGAUUUAGGGGAUUAGGCUUGGCGGCCUUACAGUGUCAGGAUAGGACGUGGCCAGGGACCAAUUGGAGAAGUGCCUGUUACCACAAAAACAAAAACAGCGCUUGCGAGAUUGUAGAAGAUCAACAGUGGACAAAUGACCAGGUAAGACCAGAGACCGAGAGAACUGAGAUGAAGAGUAGCCCAUGGCAAAAAGAAAUAGGGAAGGAGGUCCUAGAGCCCCCGAGACGGAGCAGUCCAACAGGAGGAUGCAGACAACCUGACCCCGCCCGGCCAGGAGUUAAGAUAGACAAACCAGGCAGGAGGAUGAAAUUGAUGAGAAAUUCCAUCUUUUACAGGAAGAAUCUCGAAGGAUAA
Plasmodium inui San Antonio 1 is the source of this 1032-nucleotide messenger RNA. RefSeq lists its product as hypothetical. NCBI's taxonomy places the organism in Eukaryota, Apicomplexa, Aconoidasida, Haemosporida, Plasmodiidae. The transcript has 2 exons. The coding region runs from base 1 to 1032 and encodes 343 amino acids. The record is from RefSeq and is a predicted model, not a curated record.